This is a messenger RNA of Oppiella nova, 1014 nucleotides long. NCBI's taxonomy places the organism in Eukaryota, Metazoa, Arthropoda, Arachnida, Sarcoptiformes, Oppiidae. The record is from the annotation of a GenBank genome assembly.
CACGAUCGAUAUGUCAAUGACAUCCAAGUGAUCGACAGAUUGUGUCACAAGAAUAUCACACAAUUCUUCAUUGGAUACAACUUUGUGUUAGCCCUCACUCAACACAACUGUCUCUAUGGUUGGGGUACUAAUAAUAAGGGACAGUUAGGUAUCGCAAACAGGAGUGAGGUUGACUACGUUGAACCGGUAGCUUUUGAUCUCAAAUACAUUGAUAAUAAGGUUAUUUACCAAAUAAGUUGUGAAUAUUAUCAUACAUUGAUCCUCACGAGUGAUGGCUGUGUCUAUGGAUGGGGUUAUAAUAGGUACGGGCAGUUAGGUUAUGGACCAGACAGGGAUAUACAAAACGGAACCAUUUUUCGAGUGAAUUUCAAUCCAAAUCACGAAAUUAAAAGCAUUUAUUGUUGUCAUUACUCUUCAUUUGCCAUCACAUCGGAGGGACAGGUGUUUAGUUGGGGUCGAAAUAGUUGGUAUAAUUUGGGACACAAUUCAUGUCAAGAUAUUUGGGAACCACAACUCAUUGCAGACAUGACGGGUAUUAAGACUAUCUGUUCCGGAGUUGUUUCCGAAGUGAGUCAAUACGAGCUUAUGUGCGAAGAGUUGCAUUCAUUAGGUUCGGGAGCUUUUGGGGAAGUGAUGACAAUUUACAGGAAUAGACCUCAAACCCGACAAUAUAUUAGUGGCGAAGACUGUAAGGAACGGCAGUGGCUGACUUUGGGUUGGCGACAUUGCAUUUCAGUUCUUCUGGAAGUCAUACCACAGGAGUGGGAACUCGACAAUACAUGGCACCGGAAGUCAAACUGCAAACCAAAUAUACACCGAAAGCAGAUAUUUAUAGCCUGGCAUUCCCCGAUUGAGUUGAUUAUUUACUCAGGAAAUGAAAUAUACGACAAAUUCAUUAAAUUGGAUCAAAUCAUUGACUCGAUGUGUGUUCCCAUUCAUAGCACUCGACCCGAGUGUUCACAAUAUUUUAAAGCUAAAUACGAAGAGCUGGUUAAACAUCAAAAGGCCCACAAC